CACACGCUUCUAGUAGUCCGCGAAGUCUCCGUCUUCAAAAUACCACCGCGAUCCACCAGCGGCGGUUACAAGUGCGGCGGUUACAAGUGCGGCGAGUGUCUCCAAUCGGACAAGAUCUGGUCCGGCAGGCUCCGCGUCAUUUCCUGCAACAACUGUUGCGAGAUCUGGUUAGAAGAUCCGAAUUCCGGCGAUCUGUUCGCCGUUUGUUUCGUUAAUCCUGGCCAGAGAGAGACCGCGGUCAAACCGGUGCUUGAUUCGUCCAGGUAUUUCGUGUUGAAGAUCGAAGAUGGAACCGGAAAACACGCGUUCGUAGGGCUAGGGUUUACGGAACGGAAUGAGGCGUUUGAUUUCAAUGUUGCGUUGUCGGAUCAUGAGAAGUAUGUGAAACGAGAGAGUGAGAAGGAUGACAGUGGAGCUAGUAAUGAGAGUUGCAUUAAUACUCAUCCUGCUGUUAAUCAUAGAUUGAAGGUAUUGUUGCUUACAGUACAUUAG
This is a messenger RNA of Helianthus annuus (common sunflower), 492 nucleotides long. RefSeq lists its product as uncharacterized. The record is from RefSeq and is a predicted model, not a curated record. The annotation marks the transcript as partial. Gene Ontology annotation, biological process: endocytosis. The transcript has a single exon. Lineage: Eukaryota; Viridiplantae; Streptophyta; Magnoliopsida; Asterales; Asteraceae. Gene Ontology annotation, cellular component: membrane; clathrin vesicle coat.